Messenger RNA from Spodoptera frugiperda (fall armyworm), 501 nucleotides. RefSeq lists its product as uncharacterized. The coding region runs from base 134 to 481 and encodes 115 amino acids. The record is from RefSeq and is a predicted model, not a curated record. Lineage: Eukaryota; Metazoa; Arthropoda; Insecta; Lepidoptera; Noctuidae. The transcript is spliced from 4 exons.
UAAUUUUUCAUAGCAGUUUUUGACGGGUUACAGCAGUCAUUGCAAAACAGUGUGUGGAGAGAAAUAUUGUCUGGCAUCAAAAUUCUAGUAACAUAGCUUUGUUCCGUACUUUGCCCAAUUUAUAAAGGCAAAGAUGUUUCGUGCUCUGAGUGCUACGUGUAAUUUGUCUACAAAAGUAAAUCGUCUUCCAACGACCAACUUUGUCAGGCAUAAUGUAAUUCCAAGCUCCGUCCCUAUACCUGACAAAUCUGCAGAGUCGGAACAGCUUCGUAAUCUACGUUUGGCCAUAACACCUAGCUAUGGGUAUGGUUCCAAUACGUUCGAGAAUGGGAAAACUCAAGCUUGCUCGUCAUCUGUUCUAGCUGGAGAUCCGAAACAUGUGAAAAUGCGUCAGGAUAUUCGAAAGGAAAUCCUGGAUAAAUGGAGUAGACCCAAACCAGACUCGCAGAGGGAAUGGUUGAAGAAUCUGAUGUUUCUCUAAAAUAUAUUUAGUAUUUAAUA